Messenger RNA from Pimephales promelas (fathead minnow), 2388 nucleotides. Lineage: Eukaryota; Metazoa; Chordata; Actinopteri; Cypriniformes; Leuciscidae. The record is from RefSeq and is a predicted model, not a curated record.
UUCAACACGUCCAUUACUCCGAGCUGCAGCUUCCCCUGUCACUUUAUGUGCGGCUCAUGUAGAGGAGCUGAUUCCUCCACUGCAAGAUCAUGUUUAUUAAAGUAGAUUUCACAGAAGUCUACAGCGAAACGAGGAACAUUGUUUUACUCUCGGUGAUCCUGGCAUUUUUGAACGGUGUGUCUGGUGAGGCAGCAGAUGCAAAGAAACAGUCAGUUUUGGAGGGAGAUUCUCUUACUUUACACAGUUACCUUACUGAAAUACACAAGGUUGAUCUGAUGUUGUGGAUGUAUGGAGCUCAAAGCUCUAUUAUCGCUAAACUCUAUGGAAAAAGUCAGAGGAUUUCAUUUUAUGACGUCGAAGAUGGGAGAUUCGGAGACCGACUGCAGCUGGACAUUCAGACUGGGUCCCUCAGUAUCAGUGACAUCAGGACCAAACACUCUGGAGAUUAUCAGCUAAAGAUCAUCAGCACUGAGACCUCAUACAAGAUGUUCAGUGUGACUGUCCAUGAUGUGUUUUUUGCUGGGAUAACAAACAAGAAAGUGGGAGAAUCUGUUACUCUGCAUACUGGUAUUAGUGAAAUAGAGAAACAUGAUGCCAUUCUUUGGAUGUUUGGAAUGUUGAUUCCAGACACUUUAGUUGCUGAAAUGAACAUAACAAUCCAUAAGAUCUCAUGCAGUGAUGACAGACUACGGCUGGAUGACCAGACAGGAUCUCUGACCAUCACAAACACCAGAACCACAGAUACAGGAGUGUAUCAACUACAGAUCACCAACACUAAAGAGACCUUCUUCAAGAGAUUCAAUGUUUUUGUUGCUGUUCCUGAGCCGGGUCCUUCUUCAGGAGGUUUAGCCACUCUCUGUGUCUGUGUGCUGCUAGUUGUGGCUGCAGCUGUAACCACUGGCGUGUGUUACUAUUGCCGCAAGUACUCUCAAUUACAGAAUGAAAGGAAGACAAAAGAAGUUACAGAAGGAGAUUCUGUCACUCUACACACUGGUAUAACGGAUCUACAGAGAUAUGAUCAAAUCCUCUGGAGUUUCGGACCUAGAGGCUAUGUCAUCGCUCAAAUUUCUGUAAAGACCAAUGAGACCUCACUUGGAGAUGACGAGAGAUUCAGAGACCGACUGCAGCUGAACAGUGAGACUGGAGAUCUCACCAUCAGAGACGUCAAAAUCACACACUCAGGAGAUUAUCAGUGGAAGCUCUUCAGCACCAGAGAGACCAAAUCCAAAAGAUUCAAGGUUGUUCUCUAUGUGGACUCACUAAGAUUCUCAGAGGGAGAAAACGUCACUCUAGACACUGGUGUUAGUGAACUACAGAGGGAUGAUCAGAUUCUCUGGAGGUUUGCAUCUGAAGACACCAUUAUAGCUAAAAGAGAUAGAAACACUAAUCAAACAACCAAUGCUAAUGGGAGAUUCAGAGACAGACUGCAGAUGGAUGAUCAGACUGCAUCUCUCAGUAUCACAAACACCAAAAUCACAGACUCUGGAGAUUAUCACCUACAAAUCAGCAGCAGAGAUAAAGUCUCGUAUAAGAAGUUUAGACUUACAGUAUGGUUGGAUACACUGAAAGUGACAGUGGGAGACUCAGUCACUCUAAACACUGAUAUUACCGACCUAGAGGAAGACAGUAAGAUACAGUGGACACAUGGAGAAAAUGACACUUGCAUUGCUAAAAUCAACAGAGCCACCGGUAAGACCUCAGUUUAUCAUGGUAAUGAUGUGAGAUUCAGAGACAGACUACAGCUGGAUCAUCGGACCGGAUCUCUGACCAUCUGGAACAUCAGCAUUGCACAUUCUGAUGUUUAUAAACUGCAGAUCAUCAGCCACACAGGGAACAUAUGCAAGAGAUUUGCUAUUAUUGCUGAAGAAAACAAAGUGUCAGUGUUGGAGGGAGAUUGUGCCAAACUAAACACUGAUGUCAACGAACUACAUAGAGAUGCUCUGAUACUGUGGAUGUUCGGCCCCAAAGACAAUCUCAUAGCUAAAGCUGAUAUAGAGAAUGAGAGGACAUCUACAUAUGAUGGUGCUGGUGGGAGAUUCAGAGACAGACUGGAGCUGGACCAUCAGACUGGAUCUCUGAUCAUCACAAACACCACAAACACUGACUCUGGACUUUAUAAACUCAAGAUCAUUAGCAGCAGAGAGACCAAAUAUACGCAAUUCCGAGUUACUGUUCAUGAGAACAGAGAGAGAGAGAUAAACAGAGAAGAUGCUGUGGGAUCCUCUCUGAGAGAAAACUCAGAGCAGAUAGCAUUGCUUCAAAUGAACAUCGGCACUAGUGUUUGACAGAAUAAUCUUAUUCCACUUUAAAAAUAAAUGAAAAAUAUAUUCAUAUAUAUUAUAUAUUUAUAUAUAUAAAUAUAUUUAAUAUUUAUGAACCACUAACAUC